GUCAGCUGUCAUCACUGACAGCAGGUUGAUGUUGUUUUCAUUUGGAAUUUGUAUAUGAAAGAGAUAAAACUGAAGUACUCUUGAAAUAGAUGCAAAUAACUUUAAUAAUUUUUAACAUCUUCUUGAAGACGUUCCUUCCACAAACAAUAUAUUGAUGAUCUACCAGAUGACUGCCAAGUAUAUCGUUUAUUCAUUUGCAAUAUUCUGCAUUCCGUAUUGUAAUGGAGCUGCUUUCGAUAUACAAUUGGAUGCAAAAGCACAAUCUACUCAUAGACUCGAUAGUCUAAACCUUUUAUCUUAUACAUUUUUGCUUAUAUUAACUGUUCUUACUAUCUGGUUAUUUAAACACAGAAGAGUAAGCUUUCUGCAUGAAACAGGCCUGGCUGUUAUUUAUGGUCUAAUUGUUGGUGCAAUAAUAAGAUAUUCAGGAAGCUCAUCGCAAGUAUUAAAUAUGCAAGUCUACGGCAAUGAUCCUAGUUACAAUUCUUCAAUACCUCCUGAUACAUUGUCUUUAUAUUUUCCAAUAAAUGGGAAGUCUCAAAUGAACAGAACUUUUCAGUAUGUUUUUAGGGAGCAAAUAAGUGAUUUAAAACAGAACGAGAUUGACUUGAAAGCUACAUUUGAUCCAGAGAUAUUCUUUAAUAUAAUUCUCCCACCUAUCAUAUUUCAUGCUGGAUAUUCACUAAAAAGGAAAUACUUCUUUCGUAACCUGGGCGCAAUACUAACAUAUGCAAUAAUUGGCACAACUGUGUCAUCAUUUGCUGUAGGGGGCCUAAUGUACGGCUGUGUUCAAUUGAUGCCUGCGAAACUAGCAAAUAGUUUCACAUUCUUGGACACACUCUACUUCGGAGCACUGAUAUCUUCUACUGACCCACUCACUAUUCUUGCUAUAUUCAAUGAUUUAAAUGUAGAUGUUAACUUGUAUGCCUUGGUUUUUGGCGAAAGUGUCCUCAAUGAUGCUGUAGCUAUUGUUCUUAGCGGCUCAAUCCAGAACUAUGGUAAACGUUAUCAAUCUGGAAGUGGAGGAUUUGAAACCAAAGCAUUCUUUAAAGCACUUGGUGACUUUUUUGGAAUAUUCAUGCUGUCCUUGGUGAUUGGCGCUGUCAUGGGAUGCGUUACUGCAUUGAUGACCAAAUUUACCAGAGUUAGAGACUUUCCACUCCUAGAGUCUGCCUUGUUCGUACUAAUGUCCUACAGCACAUUUUUGAUAGCAGAAGCUGCAGAACUGACAGGAGUCGUAGCAGUAUUGUUUUGUGGUAUCUGCCAAGCUCACUAUACGUAUAAUAAUCUCUCCGAGGACUCCAGAAUAAGGACCAAACAAAUGUUCGAGCUGCUCAAUUUCCUAGCAGAAAACUUUAUUUUCUCCUACAUUGGCGUUUCGAUGUUUACUUUCCCAAAGCACCAUUUCGAUCCGCUAUUUAUCUCGACUGGAUUUAUCUGUGCUGCCAUUGGUCGAGCUGCUAAUAUAUAUCCUUUAUCCUUUUUAUUGAACCUUGGAAGGAAGCCUAAAAUACCUUCCAAUUUUCAGCACAUGUUAUUUUUCGCAGGGUUAAGAGGUGCGAUGUCAUUUGCUUUAGCGAUAAGAAACACGAUGUCCGAAGCUAGGCAGGCCAUGUUAACAACAACAUCUCUCAUAGUUAUUAUAACCGUUAUUAUACAAGGUGGGGCAACUAUGAGUCUGCUGAACUGGUUUCAAAUUCCAGUGGGAAUUGAUGAUGAAACGGAAGCUCUAUCAACUCAAGGUGUACAUAGUGGUGGUAGUACUCCAAGAGGGGGUGGUGGUGGUGAUUGGAGUGAAAUAAAUGGCUCCUCUGAGUUUCCCAAAUCGCACCAAAAUGAAAAAGCAUUUUUAGCUAGAAUUUGGGGAAGUUUUGAUACUCAUUACAUGAAACCUUUAUUGACGCAUUCGAGGCCGACUCUGUUGGAUACCUUACCUGUCUGUUGCAAUCCUUUGGCAAGGCUACUUACUACGACUGAGCAGAUGACACAGGAGGGAGCGCACAAGCGUGAUUCUGACUCUGACCUUUGUAUAGAGGAUAACGAUUUAUAUAGUACGAAUAACGUCAGACCUAAACUAUAAACAAUCUGCAGUAUUCACACAGAUGGCAUGUGUAUUACGCAUAUAUGAAAUAUUCGUGAGAGCUUUUGUUUCUGUUAUAUUUUCUGUUAUUCGAGGUUCAAUCGCACCACGUUUGUGAGAAGUGUUGUACAUAGCAAACGGUUUUAGUGUUUAAGGUAUCAUUUUCUUAGAGAAUUGAUAUUUUUGUGCCAUAACUUAUGGAUCCCUACUGAAACCAGCAAUUUGACUAAAUCUGCUGUUCAGAAUCCUUUUUACUGAAUUUAGUAUGUGUCAACACGUAGAACCGAAUCUUGACAAGGGUAUUGCAAUGCUGCUCAAGUUUGUAAUAGCUGUUUGGUCCUUAUCACUAUCAAUACUGACAGAAUAAUUAGACCGUGAAAUGACGAGCAGCCUACAGAAAAGUGGAUUUCAAAAAUCUAAAAAACAAUCAGUAUAUCGCAAGCCUGUAUGAAUGUUCUGAGAUAAAGUUGCUUUUUAAAUGCCCUGCCUUACAACUAGCUUGGGUAAAAAAAUGGAUCCACGGUUACUGGUAAUUCGCCGUAUAUCUUUCAGAUCAAGGACGAAAAGGCUUUGUAGUUUUGGGUUCUGGGGGCUAUAAGGGGGUAUAGGCGAGCCACAUGCACACAUUCUGGCUCUGCCUUAGACAUCCGCUGGGUGGUACCUCCACGUUCGACGGUCAGAGACCUUCUACCAACUACGGACAAUUGCGACAUCCAUGGCCAAGGAAAAAAUUCUCUUGGGACGGGAUUCGAACCCGCGCAACGCACGGCGACUGAUUGGUAGAUCCAUAACGUCUACCAUUACGCCACCGCUGAUGUCUCGAUAAUUUUUGAAAAAAAUUUUAGAGAUGAAGGGGGGUGGGGAGGUUAUGUGAAAUGUUUGAUGUUAGCGUAUUUAUACGCUCCCAACUCUAGUAAAUCUGCGCACCUAUUAGACAUAUUUUCGGGGAGAUGCGACGUUGCCAGAUGGACUACCGGUAGGCCAGGGAAACAGUGUCUAUGGGCUAAUUGUAUGGACCUGUUUGACUGCCUUAACUUAAGCUAGGGGAAUCAAUUGAAUUAUUACGAUUUUCAAAAUGAUUGAAACUUGUUUCAAGUCCCUGGAACAAAUACGGCGAAUCAGCAGUAACCUUAACACAGUGUAAGAGCAAUAUUCAUCAUGUUUCAUAAACGUGCUAGAACAGUGAUAAACACUUAUCAUUAUGGUGCAAUUGAACCUUUACAUUAUUAGUUUAAAGUAUUGUUAUAUUUGUUCCUUAUUAGCUAUAUUGUAGUCAUGUUAUAGUAGUAUAGUUUGCGAGUAUUCUCAUCCUCCAGCCAUGUCUGAUGAUAUCAUGUACAAAAGGCAAACAUUAAAUCUCAUUUAGGCAAUUCACCGUCUUUCUAAAUUAAACGCGUCUCAGGGCCGUAGUGACAGUUUCCCUAUGCUCAAAUAUUUCUACUGUUACACUGAAUAACCGCUUCAAGUUUGAUCCCAUUGUUCUGAAACACCCUGUAUACUCGAUAGUAUCUCUUAGUCAAGCAUUGAGUUGUAAUUUAUGACUAGUUAGUGUUUGAAUAAAUUUCUUCAUUAAAAAAAAUCCGAUAAAUAUUGUGUGCCUAAACUUUUAGGACAUACCAAAAAUGUUAAAGAAAAAUAUUUUCUCAUUUCCUUAACGUCUGCUCAUCAUCGUUGUACUUAGACCGACGGCGACGCGACGUAUGGGAAUACUCGCAUAUUGUGCGUUAGUUAUGGCGAUUUGGCAAUGAUGUAUAUGUUUAUUUUCAGCCACAAAUAAAUGCUAUUAGUGGGCAACAAGUUUAAAGUGGAGGCAUUCUUAUUUGGUGAAAUGUAUAAGGAAAUCAUUACCAUACGCAAGUAAACAUUUAGAAUACGAUAAGUUUGUUAUGAGAGGUGGAGCAUUUUAUCAAAUGCGCGAAUGAUAUCAAGAUGUUGCAAAGGCAUGAUGUUUAAAAAUUCCUAUUUUUGCGCAUAUUGUUUCACCCCACAAUCUUGAAAUAUUCAGUUUUUAUAUCCCCAAAACGCCUUACUGGUGUUUAGCUUGUGAUUGUAUAUUCUUUAUAUUAUUACAUAUUUAAGUGACAGGUGGGGCAUUCCACGUGAAGCGGAUACCGAAAAAAAGUGAUUUUUCUAAAUUCGUUCAUGUCAUCGGCAAUGGCUUGUUUAUCCGUUAAAAGACGUCAAAAUUUUUAAAAUUCUCUUUUUCAGAUAUUUUAGGAAACGACAAUCCGAUUUGAAUGAAAAUUGGAACACAUGUUUUGCUAGACGUCCUAAUAUUUGACUUUUACAAAAAACCCGAAUGGGUUCGUGAAAGGUGAAAACUACCUACUGAUUAUAGCAAUUUUUUUAACUCUCCCAAUUAUCUAUUUAUUUCAUUUUUGUGUCUUAUAGAAACAACGCAUCUCGCAUAGUUUUCGAGAAAAAAUUAAUAUUUUUCGGAGCCGGUUUCUAAAAAAUGUACUUAUUGCAUCCAGUGUUAAAAUUUAUUUGCGCCCUUGAUGCAACUAAUUUUUGUCUCGAAAACUAUCCGAGAUUGCGUGUUUUUAUAGGAGACAAAAAAUGAAGUGAAUAAAAAUAUCUGCUGAAUACAAAAAAAUCAGAGACGUUGGGAAAGUUGCCAAACUGCAAAAAUAUAGUACAGGAAGAUCUUUCAAGGUAGUGGCCCACUAAUUUUGACGUCCUCCGAAGCUUCUGUAUCCUAAUCGUUUUAAUAGGUUACGUAGUUGAGAAGGGAGACAGUUUUCGACAUAUCUUAAGGUGGUGGGGGUACCUCAUAGUAUGCGGUGCUUAAGAUCGAAGUGGGGACGGUUCUAUUUUCCUUUCAUGCCGGAAAGUAUCUUUUGUUAGCCACCAGCAAUCCUGCAUCUUAAUUGAUUGGUCAUCUUUGGCUGUGAUUAAUAUUCUUAUGUUACUUGUUCGAUGGCUGUAGCACGUAGAGACGUUGUAGCCUUGAUGAUUUUGCGUUAUGGCUAUCUAUGAACUUAUUCAUGGUUGAAAUCGCCACACCUUCUCGAUAUAUUGUAUGUGUUUUGCCAUAUUUUUACUUACUAGAAAUGAAAAAAAUGUUUGUGGUUGCUUGCAAUCCUCUAUCAAGUCAAACUGUGACUAUUGUGAGGUUUACUAUUGUUGUAAGAGCCAGUGUCAGCUUAUUAUUCCAUACAGAUUCAUCAUGUGUGAUUUUCGUGUUUAUACACGAUUUCUGGUAAUUGAAAUUUUCCGAUUUUAACAGUCACCUGCAGCAGUAUUAGAAUCUAUAUGUAUAAUAGAAAAAAAUGUGUAAGUAAUACGUGGUUUUGAUCAUUGUGAUUUAAGCUAAUACAACACAACGCAAACGAAAAUCACUUUAUACAGGGUGGCCCAUUUUUACAAAGCAAGCUAUUUCUCUUUACAAUUUACCUUUAAAAUCAAUAGUCCAGAGGCUGGAACCUUUAAAAUAUUCGUGAUCGGUCACAAUAAUAAUUGUAAUUGUUUGAAAAGUAUACAAUCGAAUUUUUUUGCCGCAUAUUCGUAUCGACGAAAAUAUAUUACAUACUAGUAAUGUAGAAAAAUGCCAACUUCAGUCCGCCAGACGGUAAAUCUUUUUUGAGAGAUACUGAUACAAUUUCCUAUAGCUCAUUUUAUUUCUAGGUAAUCUAUUUCUUCGUUUUUUAUCGACUUCUGCCGGAUAAUCUGAACCGCAAAACAUACUUUCUCCUAAAAUUUCAAAUGACUCACUUCGUAUGUUCUUACGUAUUAGGAUUCCUCUUUUUAUAACAUUUUUCAAGGAAGCCAAAAAUAGUCGUACUGUUAUUGUGAAAUUGAAUAUUGAAGGAGUCUGUUCAAAUUACUUCCAUUUAAAAAAGUACGACUUUGAUAUAUAGGUAUGGCUAGAAGUUGAAACACCCUGUAUAAUACUGAAUAUUAGAAUAUAUACUUAUUUUUUUAUUUUUGAAAGGUUUUCAUUUAGGAGCAGUGCUCCGUCCACACAUGUAGUGGUUCUCCUAUCUGCUGAGGAGUCCCCUUAUUCUCCCUCCAGCAAUAUACUGCUGAUUCUAUAUUACUAUUUUUUUUGUAACUUGCGAUUUUGGCAAUAUUCUAUGUAUUAUAUUUAGUUUACAUAUUGUAUGCACUUUUACUGUUUACCAUUAAUUAGGCUGUGAAAAGAGUUUUCAUUGAGUUAGCCAGUGGAAAAUAAAGAAAUGAAUGCU
Molecule: messenger RNA, 6267 nt
Organism: Acanthoscelides obtectus
Lineage: Eukaryota; Metazoa; Arthropoda; Insecta; Coleoptera; Chrysomelidae
Source: the annotation of a GenBank genome assembly